ACCGCAGAUACCCCCUUUAGUCACCUGAUGACAGGGUCAGCAGCUGGAUAAAGUGCAUUUUGGGUUUUCAUCUCAUGCAGUUGUGCUCUAACAUGGCUAAAGCAGUGAUUUGUGUGCUUCUUGCAUCUCUCUUUGCCUGCUGUAGAUCUGCACCAGUGGCUAUUCAUGGUGGUUCAGAUGUUAUCUGCCCUCUGACAGUAAAGAUCCUGGAUGCUGUGAAGGGGACUCCUGCUGGAAAUAUAGCUCUGGAUGUCUAUCGCCAAGACCAAGGUGGGACAUGGGAAAAGAUUGCCAGUGGGAAAGUGGACAUGAUGGGAGAGGUGCACAACUUGAUCACAGAGGAGGAGUUCACUCCUGGCGUGUAUCGGGUGGAGUUUGACACUAAAGCCUACUGGAAGGCGGAGGGUCGUACACCUUUUCACCAGGUGGCCGAUGUGGUGUUUGAGGCUCAUGCCGAGGGGCAUCAUCAUUACACUCUGGCUCUUCUUCUGAGCCCCUUCUCGUACACCACAACAGCUGUGGUUGUCAAAGCACAUGAGUGACUGCACACAACAACCUACACAGAGAAAUUACAUUACAUCUAGGGUCCAACUUUAAGUAUUUGCCACACCUUCCAAUGCCAGUUUGAUUGAUAAAAGUACUUGUCAAAAGUGUUUUUGAAAAAGUCUCUUACGCUCACCAAAGCUGCAUUUAUGUGUUCAAAAUACAUUAAAACACCAAUAUUGUGAAUUGUA
This is a messenger RNA of Cyprinus carpio (common carp), 734 nucleotides long. RefSeq names its product transthyretin-like. The record is from RefSeq and is a predicted model, not a curated record. NCBI's taxonomy places the organism in Eukaryota, Metazoa, Chordata, Actinopteri, Cypriniformes, Cyprinidae. Gene Ontology annotation, biological process: purine nucleobase metabolic process.